CUCACACAAUCUCGUGAACAUUCCCUCCUCUCCCGCUGCCACAUUUCCCUUCCGCGCUUCAGACUUUGGUUUCUAUUUCUGAAUACGACACUGUGGCCAUGCAGCGUAUCCAAGGAGACUUCCCUAAUCCCUUCGCCUCUAUCAUAGGCUCUUCUAGCGGCAUACCAUUCCCAUUCCCAAUGCCAGCCAUCCAACCGCCCAGGAAAGACCCACCACCACAUCCCACCGUGCGCGACAUCGGCUACGCGGCGCGCACGAUCGUGCAGUGCUUUCAGCAGCAUGGGCUCAGGUGCUGCGUCUUCGGAAGCGCAGCGUGCGUCAUGUACGGUGCGAAGUUGAACAGGAUACCACGAGACCUCGACAUCGUCGUCUUCACGACUCACCUACCCGAGGACCUCAAACGCCUCCUCGCCUCCACAGACCGGCGGUUCCACCUCAUCCCGUCAAAGGCACCUAAUUCCCCGUCGCAUAUCGUGCUCUACUUCCGGCUGCGCGGGCGGCGCCCCGACCCCGCGCGCGAGCCAGGCUCGCAGCGAACCCUACCGCGCACGCUCAAGGUCGACUUGUGUGUCCCCGGGAUGCUCGAUCUGCCGUUCGUGCCUGCGUGGCACAUGGUCUGCGGGCCGUGCGAGCCGUGUGUACCGGUGGUGCCGCUGCUGGUGUUGCUGGGAUUAGAACUCAGGGGCUGGACGGACCAUCGCGACUCAACGAAGGAGAAGUACAGGGAGAAGACGAAUGACCAUGUGGAUGAUGUGGAGAGGUUAUUGGAGGUUGCGGUGAUGGGCCUAAAUGAUGAGGGAGAGGGGAGGCAGAAGAAAGCGAGAUGGAAGGACGUGGAUUGGUUGCCGGAGCAGUUGAGGGAGAACGUGCAGCGAAGGGUGGGCGAGUUCGUGAAGGAGAGGCCGGGAACGGUGGAUUGGUGGCGAGCAUUGGGAUUUGAGGUCGUAUGGGGGGAGGGAUGACG
Molecule: messenger RNA, 964 nt
Organism: Coniophora puteana RWD-64-598 SS2
Lineage: Eukaryota; Fungi; Basidiomycota; Agaricomycetes; Boletales; Coniophoraceae
Exons: 2
Coding region: 180-962 (260 amino acids)
Source: RefSeq, a predicted model, not a curated record